GAUUCGAGAUUAUUUGUUUUAGUUUAAAUAUAACCCAUGGAUUAUAACGAUGCUGCGAUGGCUUCACACGGUUCAGCUCCCGUGACCGGUAAGAAAUCGAUCGGAUAUGGUGCGGUGGAUUCCGGAGAUGAGCUGUACAGGGAGCUUUGGCAUGCAUGUGCGGGUCCUUUGGCGACGGUGCCGAGACAAGGAGACUUGGUUUUCUAUUUUCUUCAAGGCCAUAUAGAGCAGGUUGAAGCGUCGAGGAAUCAAGUUUCUGAUCAACAGAUGCCAGCUUACGAUCUUCCACCAAAAAUACUUUGUCGUGUCGUCAACGUUCAGUUAAAAGCCGAAUCAGACACCGAUGAAGUGUUUGCUCAAGUGUCUCUGCUUCCUUUGCCUAAAGCGCGGGCAUGGCAGCAAGAUGAGAACUCGGUGGAGAAGGAAGGAGAGUUGCCUCCGGCCCAACGUGCCCGUGUGCAUUCAUUCUGCAAGACCCUCACGGCAUCUGAUACGAGCACUCAUGGGGGAUUUUCUGUGUUGAGGCGUCACGCCGAUGAAUGCCUGCCUCCUCUGGACAUGUCCAAGCAACCUCCCACUCAAGAGUUGGUAGCCAAGGAUUUACAUGAAAAUGAGUGGCGUUUCCGCCACAUAUUUCGAGGUCAACCAAGGAGGCAUCUACUUCAAAGUGGUUGGAGUUUGUUUGUCAGCUCCAAAAAACUUGUUGCAGGCGAUGCUUUUAUUUUCCUCAGGGGUGAAACUGGGGAACUUCGUGUAGGGGUGAGACGAGCUAUGAGACAGGCAAGCAAUGUUUCUUCUUCAGUGAUAUCAAGUCAAAGUAUGCAUAUCGGAGUCCUUGCAACAGCAUGGCAUGCUGUUUCAACGGGUACAAUGUUCACCGUCUAUUACAAACCAAGGACGAGUCGUGCUGAGUUUAUUGUUCCAUUUCAUAAGUAUAUGGAAUCUAUCAAAAACAACUAUUCAAUAGGGCUGAGGUUCAAAAUGAGGUUUGAAGGAGAAGAGGCUCCUGAACAGAGGUUCUCGGGCACUGUGAUUGGAUAUGAAGAUGCUGAUCCCAUCAGAUGGCCUGGCUCAAAAUGGAGAUGCCUCAAGGUGCACUGGGAUGAGACUUCUCCGCUUCAUCGCCCAGACAGGGUAUCCCCUUGGAAAGUAGAACCUGCUCUGCCUCCUGCUGUGGAUGUCCUUCCAAAUAGUCGACUGAAAAGACCCCGUGCAAACAUGGCAUCAUCACCUAGUGACUCAUUGGUUCUUACAAGGGAAGGUUCAUCCAAAACCACCAUGGAUUCGUCACUAGAGAAUGGGUUUCCUAGAACCUUGCAAGGUCAAAAAAGCUUGAGUCAGAGAGACACCUUAGCAGAGAAUAAGUACCCAUCACAAGGACAGGAUCAAACUGAGACAGGUUUUGGUAAGCAACGACUUGCACCAGAAGAUACACUUCCUCAAGUGAUCCAUGGAGAAAAGAGCAUGAGUCCCACACCAGUUUCUUGGACCCUCCAAAAGCUCUACAAAUUUGGUCAGCCUUCUGUUGAGCAGAGCUCUUCCAACAUCGACCAAUUGAAGACAGAUAUUUUUGAUAAGGGACACCUAUUUGAGUUGCCGGGAUGUCCACAGCCAAUGAUGCGCUCAAGUGCUUCAGUCAACUUGUUGGGAGCAGAAGAGAAAAAAAUAAAUUACCAGGAUUAUUUUCCUGUUAGACCUGGAGGAGUUGAGGGGUACAACAGACCGCAAGGUUCUGACUUCCUGCAGCAGCCUGGGAAGUGGUUGUUGCCUCUGCUGCCAAUAACACAUACCGGAAAGUUACCUCCUGUGGAUAUCUUGAACUCACAGCCUCAGUCUUCACAGCCCAAGGAUAAUGUAAAAUCUGAAGGAGACGGUAUUUGCAAACUUUUUGGUAUAUCCCUUGUCUGCAAUACAGUGCUGACGGAACUAUCUGUACCACACACAAAAUCAAUUCCGAAGCCACUCAGGCAAAUUUCAUCAGACCAUCCACAGGACUUAGGUUGUAAUCUGAUGCUGGAGCAAUCAAAAAGUUCCAAGUUUGAUGAGAUUGCACUAGGAGAUGAUGAACAGGGCAAGCCUGUGCACACAUCAGAGGAGCUUCCAGGAGACAUUCUGAGAAAAUUUCAGGGUGGUUCAGCCAGAACUUGCAUUAAGGUUUACAAGCAGGGGAUUGCUGUUGGGAGGUCAGUGGACCUGACCAAGUUCAAUGGCUAUGAUGAACUGAUAGCGGAACUAGAUAGGAUUUUUGAAUUUAAUGGUGAAUUAAUUUCUCCCAACAAGAAGUGGCUGGUUGUAUUUACUGACGAUGAGGAUGAUAUGAUGCUUGUAGGGGAUGAUCCCUGGCAGGAAUUUUGUACCAUGGUUCGAAGGAUCUUCAUCUACACUGGAGAAGAGAUUAAGAGGAUGGAUACAAGGCCGUUCAAUGCGAAAGAAGAAGAAAAUUCACCUGGCAAAGACCAGAAAACUAAUUUGGUGCAUCGUGCGAGUGUAGUGGCUAGGAUUGAAAGGUAAAGCACCGGCAUGUAUGUAAUUCUGUAGGGGGCUUGACUUAAAGCUUGGCUUGUUCUUUCUUAGAAUUUAUUCCAAAUGAACGUGAAAGCUUCCUUAAUUCAUUCAAUAUCAAAGAUCUUCCAAAAUUAUAAAUGAUAUAAUGAGCCAAAUUCAUAGUCAGCAUUAGUACUUUCCACAUAUGUAAUUUGGACUCUUUGUAUUUGAGGGCCAAAAGGAUAAAAGGUUAUGAAAAUUUAUUAGUCUUGC
This is a messenger RNA of Theobroma umbraticum, 2757 nucleotides long. RefSeq names its product auxin response factor 2A-like. NCBI's taxonomy places the organism in Eukaryota, Viridiplantae, Streptophyta, Magnoliopsida, Malvales, Malvaceae. Gene Ontology annotation, molecular function: DNA binding. The record is from RefSeq and is a predicted model, not a curated record. Gene Ontology annotation, biological process: response to hormone; regulation of DNA-templated transcription. Gene Ontology annotation, cellular component: nucleus.